This is a messenger RNA of Macroventuria anomochaeta, 1670 nucleotides long. RefSeq lists its product as uncharacterized. The transcript has 4 exons. The record is from RefSeq and is a predicted model, not a curated record. Gene Ontology annotation, biological process: fungal-type cell wall organization. Gene Ontology annotation, cellular component: plasma membrane; fungal-type cell wall. Lineage: Eukaryota; Fungi; Ascomycota; Dothideomycetes; Pleosporales; Didymellaceae. The coding region runs from base 82 to 1263 and encodes 393 amino acids.
AUUCACCGAGCAACUUAGUCCGCCCAACAGCGCGCAGUCUUAAUAUCCACGUAACCGAUACCGUCUCGCACAUCAACCACCAUGUCGUCGUUCUUCAAGGUUGCCCUGCCGGCUCUGGCCCUCGCAGGCUCUGCCUACGCAGCUGAGUGCACCGUCUCCGCGACCACCACCAUCCAGAACGCCGGCGAUGCCACCGCUCUUGCCUCGUGCUCGACCUUCUCUGGCAACAUCGCCAUUGCGACCGGCACCACUGACGACAUUGCCCUGAACGGCAUCAAGGAGCUGAACGGCAACCUGGUCGCCACCAACAACUCAAACAUGAAGCGUAUCAGCGCUGACAGCCUCGAGAAGAUCGACGGCUCGUUGAACCUGGACGGCCUGACCCGCCUUUACGCGGUCGACUUCCCCAAGCUCAAGACUGUCGAGACGAUCAAGUGGAACGCUCUCCCCAACCUCCAGACCAUUGGCUUUACCGCCGAGGUCACCCAGGCCGACAACAUCAACAUCCAGAACACUGCUCUCCGCUCCCUCGAGGGUAUCAACAUCGAGAAGGCCGAUACCAUCUUCAUUGCCAACAACGGCUACAUCAACGAGAUCAGCAUGCAGCUAGGUAACGUCUCUGACUCGCUGACCUUCGCCGACAACAACGAGAAGCUCGCCGUCACCCUGCCCAACCUUAUCUGGGCCACCAACUUGACCUUCCGUUUCAUCGGCUCUCUUGAGAUGCCUUCUCUCGAGACCCUCAACGGAUCUCUUGGUCUGUACAACAACGGUUUCGAAAGCUUUUCCGCUCCCAACCUGACUACCAUCGGUGAGGCUCUCGCCAUUGUCGCCAACGAGCAGGUAUCCAACAUCAGCUUUCCUCUGCUCACCAAGAUCACCGACAACCUGCAAAUCGCCAACAACACCAACCUUUCUACCAUCGACGGAUUCCCCAAGCUGAAGAGCAUUGGUGGUGCUUUCGAUAUCUCUGGAAACAUGAGCGAUGUCGAGACCCCCGAGCUUGACAGCGUCGUCGGUGCCUUCAACCUGCAGUCCACCGGCAACGUCACCGAGGCUUGCGCUUUCUACAAGCCCCUCAAGGACAAGAAGCUCAUUCAGGGCAAGUACUUCUGCCAGGGCAAGCUCGUCGACCCCGGCCAGGAGGGAAGCAAGCCUACCAGCCAGACUAGCAGCGACUCUAAAACCGGUGCCGCCACAAGCCUGAGCGCAGUCAACGGUGCUCUUGGUCUUGCUGCCAUGGCCGCUGUCUUCCUCCUCUAAACGGUAUCGGACGCUGGCGUUUCCAUUGUAUUUGCAUAGACUAAUCAUCCAUGAUCUGGCUUCCUUUGAUAGCGUAUGGCAUCUUCCGGACAAGCGCUCACGUUCGAGCUCAGCUUGACAAGGAUUGGAGUGGUUUGGGCGAAGGGUUAAUGGGCCCGUAUGCAUCAGUUGUAUGUAUCAAUUGGCUACUGGGGUCAAAUAUGGUAGACUUUCAAUCUGCAGUACACACUAGUCAGUUCUCUCCAGCCUCGUUGAGCGGAAUGGCACGAUGGGUUGCUUGAGAGAGUUGCACUUGCACAUUUGUUACACUCUUUUCAAUUUUGUGUAUAGGGUAUCUACGCUUUUCACCUCGUCGUAUAGGGCAAGCAGAAAUACACUCUUGGGUUGUCAAUAUUACUUGAUCAGAC